AUGUGCCCCCCUAGCCCAGAGCCUUAUCAGCAGGGCUGUGAGCUGGGCGUGGGGAGCGUGGUUAGAAAUCCGCAUGGCAAGGAGCACUAUACUCUCUUGCAUUGCAUUGGGUCUGGAUGCUACGGAGCAGUUUUUGUAGCCAUCGAUAACACACGAAGCUGUUUCUAUGCUUUGAAGCAGAUACGUUUUCAGAGGUUUACCAAUCCACUGUCAGAAUUGUCUGGAGGCAAGGAAGCUGCUCCCUGCCAAAGAGAGAUGCAUGCAAGUACCAACACAGAGGUCUGCGCUCUGCGACACCUCAAUACAAGACCUCACUCCAGCAUACCAAUGUUCCAUCACGCAUUUAAUGUUGAUGAAAGCCUCUACAUCGUCAUGGAAUUUAGCUCUGGAUCGCCGCUAACAGAUGUCCUUACGCGGUAUCGCUCUCUCAAUAGCGGCGCAUUCCCGGCUAUACCAUACUACUAUUUGAAACUUCUUGUGAGGAGAUUGCUACGGGCUAUCCAUCAUUGCCAUCAAAGCGGAGUCGCUCAUCUGGAUAUAAAACCGGACAAUAUCCACAUAGAGAGCCCCACGCGUUUGACACUGGUAGAUUACGGGCAGUCAUAUACUAUCCACGAGGGCGUAUCAGACGACCCUUGGCUGGAUUCACGCAUUGGAGCCAUGGCGUUCCUUCCCCCAGAAGUCCUAACAUCGUCUACACUUUACACAACUAGUUAUUUGAACCUAAAGAAUCUAGUAUCAUCGUUUUCCUUAGACCCAUCUCUUACUCCCAAUUGUCAAUCUGCUCAAUCACAGCAAGCCUUGAGAACUCCCCGCAGAACGCCAACACUAACCGAUGUAAAAGAGCAAAAUCUGCCACAGCACAAGUCACCCCACGUUAAGAGCAAAGGCAGUAAACAAGUAAGCCAGUCAAGGGACUCAUCGUCAUCAGACAGCAAGAAAUCUACGUCUGCACCUACCAGAUCUGCGUCAGUAUCGGUUUCAUAUACCCCAAUGCAUCACAUCAGUACUCUAUUUCUGAAGGACUGCACCCUUUAUCAUGACAAAGGCCGCGUUCAAGCUACGGGAGCUCGCUUUCGCCUGUGGAUGGAUGCGAUUCUUAGAAUGCGGAUGUUCACAAAGUUUGACCGGCCACAAACGCCGCCUUUUUGUGUUUCCUUUGAAAAUGGAUCUGUGAAGCUCAACGCAAUUGAUAUCCGAGACAUCAUUGAGAUAUCUGAAGCGUUGAAUGACAGCGUAGCUAAGUACAACAUUGUUGAUCCGAAGGCUGCCGUCACAGACUCUUCGGCUAACACUUUUCCGUUGGCGAGUGACUUACUGGAGAUAGGAAUAAAGUUAGGCAUUCCAGAUCUUAAAGGAACGACAUUGCAUGUUUUCAAUUCAAAAUUAGCCAUUGAUAGUUGGGCCGCCGGCCUAGUUCUUCUUAUCUGUAUAAUUGGUGAUUAUCCUUUUCGAGAUGUGAGCACCUUUGAGAUUGUCCCAUCUGUGCAACUAAUGGCAGAGGCUAUCAGACAACAGCUGGACAGUACACUAGAGGUGAUCUCGCAGGGGAACUUUGAGAAGUACAGGCUAUACUUGAGGACCUUAAACGAUAAGGCUAGCUGUGAUCUGUGCGGAAAGUGUGCAUUGUGCCUCAUGGAGAAGAGCUUCUGCAAUCAGCAGCUGCGAAGGAACAUAACUAAAUUUUGCCGUAAGCCAGUACCGCUGCCAGACUCCUUCACUGUAUCCCCUAAUGGACCCCUCUCAUCAGACCUUCACCUGGAUCUCUUCCUGCUUAUCGCUGGACUUCUGCACCCAAAUCCGAAGGCACGAAUGUCUAUUUCCGAGGCUAUGGAGUGCCCGUGGCUGGCAAACAUUAAUGAGUUCACCCUACAGCAACAUGAGUACUAUAGUAAUGCAACCAAUACAGCAAUCUUCUCUUCUAAUAUCCGUUUCCAGGAACUAGCAAUCAAGAGUAACAACCAGAUGGACCAACUCGGCUCUAUGGUGGACAAAUUUGUCAAGAGUGUCAAGGAAUUCCAUAAAAGCAGUACCUCUGCCACAGACCCAGAGUAUUCGAGGCCCCCGGCUGUGCUCUGCACAAACUCUCUUAGUAGCAGCUCCCGGCGGGACAGUCUGAGCAAGGCUAAAAACGUUCGUGACGGUCUUCGUUCUGGGGCAAUUUCUAGGAAGCACAGCGUAGCUUCUGGGAUACCAGAGGUCAAUAUCAGGACGGCUGGGGCAAGCAUCUCUGCAGGUUCUGUCAUGUCUUCCAUAGUUAUAGAUGACGCUGAUGCGACAGAGAAGCCUUUCGACUUCGAAGCCUAUCAGCAAGGACGGUUAAACUUUGAUGUUGAUGCUCACAAAAUGAUAUUUGAUGAGCCGUGUGGGACAAGUAGCACCGAUAGUAGCUCACUUUGA
Giardia duodenalis is the source of this 2400-nucleotide messenger RNA. Its product is annotated as Kinase. Gene Ontology annotation, biological process: mitotic DNA damage checkpoint signaling; protein phosphorylation. Lineage: Eukaryota; Fornicata; Diplomonadida; Hexamitidae. The transcript has a single exon. The record is from RefSeq and is a predicted model, not a curated record. Gene Ontology annotation, cellular component: nucleus. Gene Ontology annotation, molecular function: ATP binding; protein serine/threonine kinase activity. Bases 1 to 2400 code for a protein of 799 amino acids.